Messenger RNA from Fusarium tjaetaba, 1458 nucleotides. RefSeq lists its product as uncharacterized. The transcript has a single exon. Bases 1 to 1458 code for a protein of 485 amino acids. The record is from RefSeq and is a predicted model, not a curated record. Lineage: Eukaryota; Fungi; Ascomycota; Sordariomycetes; Hypocreales; Nectriaceae.
AUGAACCAGCGAGUACUGAGCGACCCUGGCAGUUCUGGUGACCACCUGGAGGAGGGCGGUGAAUCUAAUAUCUCCUCGAUCCAGCAGGCUUCUGGUGAUCCGAUUGAGAACGACGUGGGUUAUCUGGACUUUUCAUGGGGCGAAUGGGGUGACCCGUUCCCGUCAGCGACAUUCGGACAAGUUGUACAAGACCUUUUACUGCAAACAAGUCCAGGGCAAGUUUCUCUACCGAGCGACAUAUUUCCAGAUCCUAGCUCAACCUACUCCUUCUUCAAAUCGAGCGUGAACCUGCCAUUCAUUACGCCCUGGGACUCGAUGAAUUGGAAUAUUGCAAAAGGCUAUAUAUGCCACUUGGCAACGAGUACUCCGGCUGUAUCUGCCGCUAUUCAAGCCAUCGAAACAGCGUACCAGAGCCUUCUUGACGACGGCGACAUAUCACCCGGUUUGUCGAGAUAUUUCGCCGCCAAGACCCUCUAUAUAUCUCUUCAAGGCGAUCUUACAUGCGACCUUGAGCUGGUGCUCAUUACAGGUUUCCUGUUGGCAUGUUUUGAAGUCGUGGUUCAACAAGAAACUGUUCCAAGUCUUCUGAAGCAGGAGGGUAUGUUGAUAAAGCGUCUUGAAGAGUGCGCCGAGCCUCAGACCUGGUCUUCUCUGGCAAGAAGAAUAAUAUCGUGGCUGUAUCUGUUACAUAGCAAGGCCAUGCAUCUUGGAGGGCGUGGGAUACUCAGCCCAAAAGUCAUUACCCUUCUUCAGAAGAGCCAUCACAUCUCUUCUCUGACGUGUUUACGAGUCGGCCAUGCUACUAUUGAAGAGGCUGUAAACGAUUCAAUUCAGCAGUCAUUGUUUCACUUUUACUUCGAGCUUCAGGACAUUAGUCUUCAGGUUUCGUGUCUGAAUCGGCAUCAUCGAUCGCGCGGUACUUUGAAGGACGAGACGGCCGUAGACACGAUAUCAAAGACCCUCGAGAAGCAGCUGCAAUGCUUAUGGGAAGGCCGACCUCUUUUAAUUGAUGCACUAAGUGAUGAAGGCGGUUUCGCACAUGGGCAAGAUGCUACACUGCCCUCUGAGCUCAAUCUCGUGGCUUGUCUGUGUCGCAUAUGCUACCAUGCUGAAAUUAUCUACCACGCACGAGCCUACGGGCGAUCUCAACCGCUUUCUCCUUCUAUUCUCAAUGCAAGAGCAGCAAUCCGCCAAGGAGUUGAGAAGUUGGGCAGUGCGCGAAUUACACAUCCAGCUUUUAUUUGGCCGCUGUUUAUGUAUGCUGUCGAAACUACUGAGGAGGAUGAUUUAGAGUGGGCAUUGGCCACAUUGCAAGGUAUACAGGAUCCAUGGUGGAAUUCCAAAAUGAUCACGGAUCUCGCAUCUGGUGUAGGCAGGGAACAGCUUAAAAAGAGCGAGAGGGUUGAUUCACGAUAUCUAUGUCUGGAAACGUUCGGUACUGUGCCACCGUAUAUAUAG